Hemiscyllium ocellatum (epaulette shark) is the source of this 774-nucleotide messenger RNA. Its product is annotated as glutathione S-transferase theta-1-like. The record is from RefSeq and is a predicted model, not a curated record. Gene Ontology annotation, cellular component: cytoplasm. The coding region runs from base 1 to 774 and encodes 257 amino acids. Gene Ontology annotation, biological process: glutathione metabolic process. Gene Ontology annotation, molecular function: glutathione transferase activity. Lineage: Eukaryota; Metazoa; Chordata; Chondrichthyes; Orectolobiformes; Hemiscylliidae. The transcript is spliced from 4 exons.
AUGCAGAGAGAGAGAGUGACAGCAGGAGGGAGGGAACCUCAGGAAGGGGGUUCGGGCUGGGCAGGCAGUGGGAGCUGGGGAUUUCAGCGGGCAGCUGACUCAUGGGUCUCUCUCUGUGCAGGAGAACAACAUUCGGAGGAGUUUCGGAAAGUGAAUCCUCUGGGAAAGGUGCCGGUGAUAAAGGAUGGAGAGUUCACCCUGUGCGAGAGUCUGGCGAUUCUCAAAUACCUGGCAUGUAAAUACAAGACCCCUGACCACUGGUACCCAGCGGAGCUCCAGAGGCAUGCCCGAGUGGAUGAGUAUCUGGCCUGGCAGCACACAGCUCUGAGACCAUUAGCUGGGAAAAUCUUCAUGAUGAAGGGUUUAUUCCCAGCCAUGAUGGGGGCACCAUGUCCUGAAGACAAGAUGACAGAGGCCCAGGAUGAACUGGCCCAAGCCCUGAAGAGUUUCCAAGAGAAGUUCCUUCAGGAGAGGCCGUACAUUGCUGGCUCGGAGAUCUCCCUGGCUGACCUGGUGGCCAUUGUUGAUCUCACGCAGCCCCUCGGUGUUGGCUAUGACCCAUUGGAAGGUUUGUCCGCGCUCACCGCUUGGCGUGAUCGGGUGAAGACGGCAGUCGACAGAGAUUUAUUCGACAAGACCCACGAAGGAGUCCUCACAGCUCAAGUAUCCUCCCUGGAUACGCUCAAGUCUCUGUCCCAGAGCCAGCCUGAAACCCUGGCAGCUUUAAAAACCAACUUCAUGAAGUACUCAAGUAAAAUGGCAAAGAGUUCAUGA